AUGAAUCGGCUCCCAGAGACGAAUACAGGUAUUGUAACUUCCUGGAUCCCUAUUCCGACAGCGCAUCCUCAUCAACCCGGCUGCGAGAACUCCCUUUGGAAAUUCGUACCCAGCAUCAUUGCUGCAUGGGACCCGGGCUAUGGAUUGUCAGUUGGAGGCGUUACCACAUGCCACCCCAAGCCAGUGACGACCUGGUGGUUACAAGAACGACUUGGUCCCAUUCGAGAGACGAUACUUAGUCUAGGACCGAUUACAUGUCCGAGCGAUUACUAUACUGCCACAGUAUCCGCUAAAGACGCUUCAAGUACUUAUGUAGCAUGUUGUCCGUUAGAAUAUAACUUCGCAAAAUUCAAGGGCCCAGGAGAUACGGGCGAGUGUACGUCGGAACUUAAAAAGGGGACUGUAGUUACCUAUGCUCAGAGGGACCCCGGUUGGAAAAUUACCAGUUCCAGCGUCACAGAAGAUACAACAGUAGCGGCGAUUCCUGUCAACGGCUGGAUAUUUGCCACCCCAACUGGGUCUGCAACGAAUAGUGCGAAUAACUGCGAUGCCUCCGUGGCAGACGCACUAGCGAACCAUGUAGCGACAGGGAAUUCCAGUUGUUUGGCGUCUGGUGGAAGCGGUAUUUCAGGGGGUGUUGCAGCUGGAAUUGGCGUCGGCGUAUCUUUAGGUGUUACCGGACUAGCAGCAUUAGGUGCUGGUCUAUUCAUGAUGUACAGAACGCGGAAAGCAGCCCAAAGGAAACCUUCGACAAGCGAUAUCGCCCAAUUCGCGAACAGUGGUGGAAAGGGUGUAGAAGCUAACGUGCAUGCUAUACCGACGUACCCGUCCGACCAUCGAGAAACACCCAGCCUAUCCGGGGGAUAUCAAUACCCGCCAUACGAAAGAGACGCUUGGGAUGCCUCGACGCCAUGCUUACCACCGCCACAAACGUCAAGUACGCAUACACAUGCCAGGACAGUGCCCCACGGGGAGAUGGAGGGCUCACCGUACCAACAUAUAAACGAAAGGACGAGAGCAGAAAUAGGAGGAAUGUCAUAUCAAGAUAUAGACAGCAUGGCAGGAGCAGGGUUCAUGGGACCACCCCACCACGAUUCAGAAGAGGACAUGAGGAGGCGGAUGGAAUUAGAAGGGGAGUUUGAUCGGAACGUAAAAGUAUCCUUAUCAACACCUUGGCUAGCAGCAGCCAGGGCCGUACCACCAUCGUCAUCUUCAUCAUCGCAUUAUCACCCUCCCCACUGA
Messenger RNA from Daldinia vernicosa, 1242 nucleotides. RefSeq lists its product as uncharacterized. The coding region runs from base 1 to 1242 and encodes 413 amino acids. The record is from RefSeq and is a predicted model, not a curated record. NCBI's taxonomy places the organism in Eukaryota, Fungi, Ascomycota, Sordariomycetes, Xylariales, Hypoxylaceae. The transcript has 2 exons.